Phragmites australis (common reed) is the source of this 1370-nucleotide messenger RNA. RefSeq names its product pentatricopeptide repeat-containing protein At3g53700, chloroplastic-like. Gene Ontology annotation, molecular function: protein binding. The coding region runs from base 121 to 1359 and encodes 412 amino acids. The record is from RefSeq and is a predicted model, not a curated record. The transcript has a single exon. NCBI's taxonomy places the organism in Eukaryota, Viridiplantae, Streptophyta, Magnoliopsida, Poales, Poaceae.
GCUGUGGGCGUGAGGGGCACCGCGGGCCAGCCAUCGGCUCAUCGCUCGUUCCCCGUCCAACCUGGAUCUCCUUCCCCUCGCAUACCCGCCUCAACUCGUGCCCGCGCUGCGCCCCGUCUCAUGCUCCCCCUCCCCCGCCUUGCCCGCGCCCCCCUCCUCCUCGCCUGUCCCCGCGCGGCCUUCUCCGCCAGGUUCCUGGCUCCCCGCGGCGCCGACGGCGCCGCUUCAGAUGCCAUCGUUCGCCUCGUCGCGGCGGGCGGCAGCGGGCUCGAGGCCGACCUCGACCGCCUCGACCCCACCCUCUCCCAGGGGCUCGUCACCACCACCCUCCGCGCCCUCACCGACCGCGGCGUCCCCGCGGCCCGCUUUUUCGCCUGGACCUCCCUCCGCGGGGGCUUCACCCCGAGCGCACACGCACACAACCUUCUCGUCGAGAAUGCCGGGAAGCUGGCCGACUACCGGACUAUGUCGCGCGCCCUUGCGCUCAUGUCGGAGCGGAGGGUUCCCUUGACCGAUCGUGCGUUCGGCUUCUUGGCGCCUGGGGGGUCAUCCCGGAGCAGCUGCGUGGAGGACGCGGCGAGAGCGGUCCUGGCGGCUUUGGACGACGUCGGGGGCCCGUGCCGCUCGUCCGGCGUAUUCUCGCUUGUUAAGGCGCUGGCUUCCAUCGCCGAGUUCGACGCAGCGGUGUCAGUGAUCAAGGAGACGGCGAGGACGGCGCGCUAUUACAACGUCCUCGUCGCGGCGAAGUGCAAAGCCGGCAACUUUGUUGGCGCCCGCGAGGUGUUUGACGAAAUGAGGAGGUCGGGCUGCGACCCGGACGCCAACACCUGGAAUUACCUCCUCGGCUGCCUGCUCAAGAACGGAAGGCUUGCAGAAGCGUGCGGGCUUGUUGAGGCCAUGGAGAGGUCUCCCGGUGAAAUCCCAAACUCACUUACAUACGAGAUUCUCACAUACCACGCCUGCAAGGCUGGGAAGAUGGAUUCGGCAAUGCAGAUUCUUGAUCAGAUGUUCUCCGCAAAUCUAACGCCGAGAAUUACCAUACACACUGCAUUCAUCAAGGGGUACUUCUACGCCGGGAGAAUAGAAGAUGCUUGCAAGUAUGUCAGUGACAUGAGCACCAAGGACAGGCACUCUGCGAACAGAAACUACAGCCUGCUCGCCAAGCUGCUGCGGAAGUCGGGUAGGGCCAUUGAUGCAGGCAGGGUUCUAUAUGAGCUGAUGGAGAAGGGCCUGAGGCCUGAUCAUUCUGCUUAUGUUGAAGUGGCCAAAGAUCUGCACAAGAUGGGAAGGGGGGAUCUGACUUCUGAAUUGAAGUCGAUGUUUCAAAAGUUCAGUGUACAGGCAGAUUUUGGGAGAUGAUUUGUUUUUAA